AUGUUUGUCCGUACGAGUAAAUUCAAACACAUCAUUGGAAAGCCUAACAAAAAGGAAUUUUGCUACGAUGAGAUCCGCAUUACCAAAAGCAGUUGGGAUUCUACUUUUUGCUCAGUUAACCCCAAGUACCUAGCCAUUAUUACCGAAGCUGCAGGCGGUGGAGCUUUUCUUGUUCUACCGAUUGAAAAGUACGGCCGAGUGGGUCGUGAUGCCCCUUUAGUGGCAGGUCAUCGUGCUGCCGUGUUGGAUAUCGAGUGGUGCCCGCAUAACGAUGACCUCAUCGCCUCGGGUUCAGAGGACUGUACCGCUAAGGUGUGGCAAAUCCCUGAAGGCGGUCUCCAACCCGAGACCAAUCUCACUGUUCCCGUUUCAGACUUGGUCGCGCAUCAGCGCCGUGUUGGUCUGGUCAAAUGGCAUCCUACUGCGGAAUAUGUCCUUCUCACUGCCGGUGCGGACAAUAUGAUUUUCAUUUGGAAUGUUUCGACUGAGGAGAAAUUGAUCAGCAUCAACUUCCCUGACAUGGUACUUUCAGCCAGUUUCAAUUGGAAUGGCUCUCGUCUUGUCACCACUUGCAAGGAUCGACGCACGCGUAUUAUCGAUCCUCGAAAAGGCACCAUUCUUAAGGCAAGUCAGGAGGCAAAUAUAAUACUUUUUAGUGCGGACAACAUUUGCCAUCAGGGCACCAAGCCCCAACAAGCUAUCUACCUCAAAGAUGGUCGGGUCUUCACCACGGGAUUCUCUCCUAUGAGUGAACGUCAAUUCGCCAUUUGGGCCAAGGACGAUGUGGAGACCAGGCUGGUGGAGAUGGAUUUGGAUAUUAGCAAUGGUAUUAUGUUCCCUUUCUACGAUCCUGAUAGCAAUCUUCUCUUCCUCUGCGGCAAGGGUGACUCGUCUAUGCGCUACUUUGAAUUGACUGACGACGAGCCCUUCAUCUUCUUUAUUGACACAAUGACCAGUUCAGAUCCCCAGCGUGGUAUUGGUUGGAUGCCAAAGCGUGGACUCAACGUCUGUCAAAAUGAGAUUGCUCGUUUCUACAAACUUCACACGAAAGGAUUUUGUGAGGUGAUCUCCUUCACUGUACCUCGAAAGUCCGUUCUCUAUCAGGAUGAUCUCUACCCUGAUACUGUUGGAGACACACCCGCUCUCUCGGCGGAUGAGUGGAUGUCUGGAAAAGAUGCUGAACCUGUUUUGAUGUCCCUAAAAGAGGCCUUUAAUAGUGGUGGGGCAGAUGGCGCCAAAGGUGGCAAGAAGAACGGCAAACUCCUCUCUUCCAGACCCAAAUUAACAGAAUCCAAGUUGUCUGGUGGUGGCAGUUCCCACACAGCCUCUGGUGGUGGUAACGCAUCCUCAGGAGCUGGUGCAGACUCCAACAGAGGCUCCGCAAAUGAUGCCGUCGACUCGGGGAAACCGGUCGAUCUUGGUGGAGUGAAACCAGAGGAGAUCCAACAGCUAGUAGACGAUAUGCGAAAGAUGAAGAUUAUAAUCAAAGGCCACGAGAGACGAAUAAAACAACUUGAGGAGCAACUUAGAGACGCUGUUGCAUCACAAGCUCAAUAA
This is a messenger RNA of Rodentolepis nana, 1557 nucleotides long. The record is from the annotation of a GenBank genome assembly. Lineage: Eukaryota; Metazoa; Platyhelminthes; Cestoda; Cyclophyllidea; Hymenolepididae.